Messenger RNA from Aspergillus costaricaensis CBS 115574, 1017 nucleotides. Its product is annotated as kinase-like protein. Gene Ontology annotation, biological process: protein phosphorylation. The record is from RefSeq and is a predicted model, not a curated record. The coding region runs from base 1 to 1017 and encodes 338 amino acids. The transcript is spliced from 4 exons. Gene Ontology annotation, molecular function: protein kinase activity; ATP binding. Lineage: Eukaryota; Fungi; Ascomycota; Eurotiomycetes; Eurotiales; Aspergillaceae.
AUGGCUACUGUGAGCGGUUCUUUCAGUGCUGACACCAAUAUCAUUCUUGAUAUUGGAGAAAUCUUACACGAACGAUAUCGAGUACUACAGCAACUGGGUGCUGGGCGCUAUUCAGCUAUCUAUCUAGCGCGGGACCAGAAGGAACUAUCUUACAAGGCAAUAAAACUAUUGAGGGAAGAUUGCUAUGACGGAAAACAUGAUCUCUUUGACCGGUCGGGUACUCAGCAUGUCUGCCUUGUAAUGGAGCCAAUGGCAGAAGACAUGAAGACCUUCCCCCUUUUCUUUGAGGGUGCCCGGAUACCUAACCACAUCAUGAAGAAAGUAACGAAACAAUUACUAUCUGCCCUGGACUACGCACAUGCUUGUGGUGUCAUCCACACAGACAUCAAAGAAAGUAACAUUAUGGUGAAAUUCCGAAAUCCAGCUAUAAUCGAUAGGUAUUUGGAAGAUUCCUUGGCAAACCCAGCUGCCGAUCUUGGAGAGUACAACUUCGAUGAUGCUUCUGAGUUGGUUCAGGCGGAUGUUGUACUAGGUGACUGGGGAUCGGCGAGUUGGGUCGAGAAGCAUCUGACAGACUUCAUUCAGCCUACAUUACUUCGUGCGCCCGAGGUUAUACUUGGGGCACCCUGGGGAACCAAGGCAGAUAUUUGGAAUCUAGGUGUCCUUCUACCCGAGCUCCUGGAUGCCUUACGCAUGUUCAAUGGUAGGGCGGAUGUUACAGGUGGUGUUUACCUUACCAAGCACCACCUUGAGGAAAUCGAAGCCCUGUUUGGUCCCUUUCCUCCCGAAUUGUUGCAAUCUGGAGAUCCACAAAUUGUUCAACAGUUUUUCGACAAGGAGUUCAACUUCCGUAAUUGGACCCAGAGACCACCAGCGGUACUGGAGAGAUGGAUUGAGAGUAUUGAUGGCCCCGAAAAAACCAAUUUCCUUUCAAUGAUACGCUCUAUGCUGGUUAUCGAUCCAGAACAGCGAAUGACCGCACUUUCUCUUCAAGAUGCGCCGUGGCUUAGUACAUAG